Nanorana parkeri is the source of this 4226-nucleotide messenger RNA. RefSeq names its product VPS10 domain-containing receptor SorCS3-like. Lineage: Eukaryota; Metazoa; Chordata; Amphibia; Anura; Dicroglossidae. Gene Ontology annotation, molecular function: protein binding. Gene Ontology annotation, cellular component: membrane. The transcript has 31 exons. The coding region runs from base 93 to 4226 and encodes 1377 amino acids. The record is from RefSeq and is a predicted model, not a curated record.
UACCCUUUAAUAGUAGUAAUAAUAAUAAAAAGCCUAGAGCUGCAGAUGAGACUGAGUUAGAGGCAAGGGUGGUUGGGCUGAAGCACCCCCAGAUGCUCUCAAGGAUGGAGCGCUGCUAUGCCAUGCUCUUGGCACCUCUAUGGAUCGUUUGGGUUCUCAGCGCUUGUGCCAGCGGAGACAUCACUUGUAGGCAAUGUCACACCCGAAUCCAGCUGAGGGACCACGGAUGGUUGAGGGGUGGCACCGGGCAGGCGAGGUUCGCCAGGGAACUUGUUCAGGACUCAACUGGUGCUGAGGACAAGGAGGAUGGCGAAGUGGGCGAGGGGCACCACGAAGUCGUACAGCUGCGUCUUCUAGGAGGAGACACCAGGAGAGCUCCCAAGUCAUCUCAGAAAGGUGGCACCGCCUGGAGGAACCACAAGCUGCCCAGGGAGGGCCAACAGGAGAUGACCAGGGUCAAGAGGGACCAAUCCAGACUUGGCAUCAUGCUGCCAUCUGAACCCAGUGACGAGGAACCAUUGACCAGCUUCUCUUUGGAUGCCCAGAAGGUCAAGAGAGCUGAUGCCAAGGGGUCCAGGGAGGAAGGAAGGGUAAACCGUGCCAGGAACGAGGAACUAAAACUAAGCAGCACCAGCUUCCCUUUAACUGGAGACUCUGCCCAUAACCAAGCCAUGGUCCACUGGACCGGGGGCCACAACAGCAGUGUCAUCUUGAUACUGACAAAGCUGUAUGAUUUUAACCUGGGCAGUGUGACGGAGAGCUCCCUCUGGAGGUCAACAGACUACGGAACAACCUAUGAAAAGUUCAACGAGAAGGUGGGGCUGAAGACCGUUCUUAGCUACCUGUAUGUGAGCCCCACCAACAAGAGAAAGAUCAUGCUGCUGAGUGACCCCGAUGUAGAGAGCAGUAUAUGGAUCAGCUCGGAUGCUGGAGCCACGUACCAAAAAUACAGAAUCAGCUUCUACAUACAGAGUCUCUUGUUCCACCCCAAGCAGGAGGACUGGGUGCUGGCGUACAGUCUGGACCAAAAGCUCUACAGCUCGAUGGAUUUUGGAAGGAGGUGGCAUCUGAUGCACGAGAGGAUAACACCCAACAGGUUCUAUUGGUCUGUAAUGGGCUUAGAUAAGGAGGCUGACCUUGUCCACAUGGAGUCUCAGACAGCUGACAGAUAUGCUCAUUACAUAACUUGUAGAAUACAAGAGUGCGCGGAGACCACCAGGAGCGGACCGUUCUCUCGCUAUAUUGACACCAAUUCAUUAGUGGUGCAGGACGAGUACGUCUUCAUUCAGGCGACGUCCGGUGGCAGAGCGAGCUAUUAUGUCUCCUACAAACGCGAGGCUUUCGCACAGAUUAAACUACCAAAAUAUUCCCUCCCAAAGGACAUGCACAUCAUCAGCACCGAUGAGAAACAGGUGUUUGCUGCCGUUCAGGAGUGGAACCAAAACGAAACGUACAACCUGUACAUCUCGGAUACACGGGGAGUCUACUUUACCCUCGCCCUGGAGAAUGUCAGGAGCAGCCGGGGCCUGGAGGGAAAUAUUGUCAUUGACCUUUAUGAGGUAGCUGGGAUAAAAGGUGUACUCCUGGCCAACAAGAAAGUUGAUGAGCGUGUGAAGACCUUUAUCACUUACAACAAAGGUCGGGACUGGCGUCUUAUUAAGGCCCCAGACGUGGAUAUGAAGGGGAAUCCCAUCAAUUGUCUGCUGCCAUUCUGCUCUCUGCACCUUAACCUGCAGAUGUCUGAGAACCCAUACAACUCCGGCAGCAUAUCCAGCAAGGUCACGGCUCCCUGGCUUAUUGUUGCGGCAGGUAACGUUGGCCCUGAACUCUCCUCUACAGACACCAACAUGUACAUCUCAUCAGAUGGAGGCAACACGUGGAAACAUAUAUUUGAAGAGGAGUACAAUAUUUGGUUUUUGGACUGGGGCGGAGCUCUGGUCGCCAUGAAACACACCUCUCUGCCGGUACGCCAUUUGUGGCUGAGCUUUGAUGAGGGUCGGACGUGGAGCAAGUACGGUUUUACCACCGCGCCACUGUUUGUUGAUGGAGCGCUGGUGGAACCUGGAGUGGAGAAUCAGAUCAUGACAGUGUUUGGACACUUCAGUCUCUUGUCGGAGUGGCAGCUGGUGAAAGUGGAUUACAAAUCUGUUUUUGGCCGAAGGUGCACCGAAAACGACUUUGAAAACUGGCAUUUGCACAAUCAGAGAGACUUCUGUGUGAUGGGGGAGAGGAAGACCUAUCGUAAAAGGAGACCUGGAUCUAGGUGUUUGGUGGGGAAGGACUAUCUGAGGACCAUCACAGAGCCGUGUCUGUGCUCACACUGGGACUUUGAGUGUGACUAUGGCUACGAGAGGCAAGGGAAGAACCAGUGCACAGCAGCAUUUUGGUUUAACCCAGGUUCCAUUUCCAAAGACUGCAGCCAGGGUCAGAACUAUCUGAAGAGCAGCGGGUAUCGCAGGAUUGUGGCCAACAAUUGCACCGAUGGGUUGCGGGAACAGUACAGAGCCAAGCCUCAGCAGUGCUCAGGAAAAGCCCCGCAAGGUCUUCAGCUCAGCACUAGUGAUGGGAAACUGGGGGUUCACCAGGGCCAGAACGUGACCUUCCUGGUCCACUUGGAGGAGGGAGACCUCCAAAGAAUAAACAUUCAGCUGGACUUCGGGGACGGCAGCGCUGUGUCCUACGCUAACUUUAGCAAGAUUGAAGAUGGGAUAAGACACGUGUAUAAGAGCGCCGGGAUAUACCAAGUGGUGGCGUACGCGGAGAACAACGUCGGUGUUGACAGCGCCAUGCUCUAUCUCCAUGUGACUUGUGCCGUGGAACACGUUCAUCUAAGAGUACCGUUCGUGGUCAUCCGAAACAAAGAGGUCAACAUUAGCGCCGUGGUUUGGCCGUUGCACUCGGGAACGCUCACUUAUUUUUGGUGGGUUGGGAAUAAUUCCAAGCCUCUCAUCACCUUGGACAGCAGCAUCUCCUUGACCUUCAGCGUGGAGGGAACAAAUACCAUAACUGUUCAAGUGUCUGCUGGGAACACCCUGAUUCAGGACACCAAAGAGGUGGUGGUGCACGAGUAUUUCCAGUCGCAGCUGCUGUCAUUUUCUCCGAACCUGGACUACCACAACCCCGACAUCCCCGAAUGGAGACAAGACAUAAGCAGACUCAUUAAGGGAGCUCUGAUACAGGUGACCCAUAUCCCCGAGGAGCAUAUCCUAGUAGCCAUGUUUUCUGGUCUCCCAACAUCAGCGGAACUAUUUAUAUUGCCACCAAAAAAUGUCAGCGAACGGAGGAAAGGUAGCAAAGCGGACUUAGAGCAGAUCGUCGAGUCUCUUCUUAGUGCCCUGAAUCAGAACCUUGUAAUGUUUGAGCUGAAGCCAGGAGUGCAAAUCUUUGUAUAUGUGACACAGCUUACUCUAGCACCUCUAGUGGAUAACAGUGCCAGUCACAGCAGUUCAGCGAUGCUGAUGCUCCUUUCGGUCGUGUUUGUGGGCUUAGCUGUUUUUUUAAUCUACAAGUUCAAGAGGAAAAUCCCGUGGAUCAACAUUUACGCCCAGGUUCAGCACGAUAAAGAACAGGAAAUGAUUGGUUCCGUCAGCCAGAAUGACAACGUGCCCAAAAUCUCGCUCAGCAACUUCACAGAGGAGGAGCUGGCCGACAAGGAACUGGACACACGAGUCAUUGUGAUGUGCUGCCCAUGGAUCUUGUGCCUGGUGCUGAAGGACGGAGCAUUCAGGUUGGAGGCCACUGUCAACCUGCAGAAUUACAGAGGAGAGGAAAGACCCCAAAAAAACACAAGGAGGCUGCACUUGGGUCCUCUCAGGGUCCAGAAAAAGAACAACGUCAGUGAAGGGGAGUUCAGGGGUGCAGCGGUCUUGGGUCACCAUUGCACCGCUGUAUUUGCAGCCCUCCACCAAGAGGUGAGGGACCUGGAAGGUGGACUUAGGAGACCGGUGGAUGAGGAGGCCUCUCUUGCGUCUCGUGUCCUGCACCCCCUGGAGAUGGAGACGGAGCUUGGGAGGAUAACGAGAAGCACAAGUGCCGAUAAGAAAACUGGACACCGUGCUGGAGAUGUCCAGAAGCAGACUCUUUCCAGCAUCAAACUCACAGUGGUAAUCCUGCUGAUCUGGUACAUUGUGGUUUCCAUAUUGAAUCUGUGGCUAUCAUCUCGAGAACUGUAUUUCCCAAAAAGACAACAAGUGGCCAAUGGGCAUUACUGCAUGACUUCACUUUGA